AAAUUAAAAUCAUGGAAACAUCAUCAAACGAGGUUAAAAGUGUGGACCCUCUCCACGUAGUCGUUUAACCUUUGAAUCCUGCAACGGCCAUCUACAACACUCGUUAUAUAUAACAUUUCAAAUCCUUCACUUUCUUCAAGACUCCAUAGACUUCCUCUAAGCUCAGAAGAUCCUUUUCCUUCCCAAAUCUCCUCCUUUCCUUCUUAAACUUCAUUCUCUUCACCCUCUCUGCAUCCUCCAUUGCUCCCAUUAUCGUCCUUAAAUGGCCACCGACUUCACUCGGUUUUGCUUUCCUCAUGGUCUCCUCCAUCUCCCUCCUCUCCUCUUUUGUAGGUUUAUACUCUCAGUUAGCACGCUUCUGCUUCAUAACCCACAUUUCACUUCCCGUUGCCUCAUACUGUCUUUGUUCACCCAAGAUAAAUCGAGCAUAUCGAUGCUGAAAACCCCUUUGGAUGUUAAAGAAGCGAAGCCGUUGGUGAGAGUGGAGUGUGGGGUUUUAAUGGCGAUGUUGGUGAUGCAGUUGCUGGUCUUGGCGCUGUCCUGCGCGGUGCAUCAUUGUUGGGUGAGGGAAUAUGAAGGAUUAGAAGCCGAGAGAGAGUCGACCGCAAAGAAACAGAGCAGGAGGUUGCAGAGAGUGCAAGAGGAAUCGAUGGCAAACGCGGCGAGGAUUGCCGAGUUUAAAGCUAAGGAGUUUGAUGAGAAGAUGAAGAGCAAGUAUUGCCAGGGGUGAAAACUGAUUUUGAGGGCUGA
Molecule: messenger RNA, 750 nt
Organism: Hibiscus syriacus
Lineage: Eukaryota; Viridiplantae; Streptophyta; Magnoliopsida; Malvales; Malvaceae
Exons: 2
Coding region: 263-730 (155 amino acids)
Source: RefSeq, a predicted model, not a curated record